CAGACAAGUCAGGGCGUCCAGGCUGUCUCUGGCAGACAGGCAGAGUCUCAACUCUCAUCAGUCCAGAAGAUGGGAGUAAAAUAAAAACACCUCUCGAGCAUUGAGCCCGCCAAAAUGUCAGCUUUCUCAUAUAUGGGUGUUGGAGACUCGUCAUGAUAGUUAUAAAAAAAAGCCAACUGUUGUGUGAACUGUGUGAUUACACACUGACUUCUAGUCUGUUGUGAGUAUUUUUUUUAAAUAGUGUACUAUAUUUUUUAAAAUAUGCACCUUUCUAGAUAUGCUCUUAAUAAUAUUUCUCCGCACGGCUGUAUUUAACCGGUGUGUUGGGUGAUAUACCUCACAUAUCCGCUACAGCAAACCACCUUAUAGCACAGAACUCAACAUCAUUCGAUUAUUCUCCGCAUUUUACUUACAUGGCCAUUAAGAUCAUAAACCUCCCAGACGGCGCUGUAUUUACACGGAUAUACUAUGCUGCCUAGCUCGUGCUAAUACAUACUAUAAUACAAACACAUCACACUUGAGCGGCGUUGACGAAUUUAUGUUAAAUUCAAUACAUGAAAUAAUCGAUCGGAGUGUCUCACAUAUAAGAUAUAUCAAACUCGAUCAGACUGAAAGUGUAACUACCAGUGAUUGAGAUGGUGAGAGUAAGAGAUAAGGUAGAACUACUGGCCGCAGCAAAACAUGGCGAUACCCAGGCUGUUGAGGCAAUACUAGUCCGGAGCACUUCUCGCCACACUACAGACAAGAGGGAUUCGGAUGGAAAGGAGGCCCUGCACAUAGCAGCCGCCGAUGGGAAUGAAAAGAUGUUGUCCUUGCUGAUCCAAUACGGAGCAAAGCUCGACUCUACGGACUACUCAGGACGUACUCCACUGCACCUGGCAGCGGAAUAUGGCCACGUCAAUACAGCGAAAGCACUCGUGGCUAAUGGUGCGAGGAUGGACAUCCGAACAAAGAUGGGUCAGUAUGCUAUCCAUCUGGCGUGCAGAGGGCCCCAUGCAGUCAUGCUCAGCUUCUUGAUAGAGAAUGGGGGAGUCAGUGUGGAUGUGAAGGGGAAGUAUGAUCUGCGCCCGCUCCACUACGCAUGCGGACACAGCGAUCACACGUGCACAAAGAUACUCUUACAAGGGGGUGCGAACCCUAAUUUGGCGGAUUUGAAGGGCUAUACGCCAUUGCAUAUCGCCUGCAAGAACGGUUACAUGGAUACGGUCGCAGAGCUGCUUCGAUAUGGGGCUACUGUACAUGUCAAGAAUGGACGGCGGUCGCGGACGCCGUUGCACAAAGCAGCACAAGGCAAACACACGGAUAUAGUCACGCUCUUAUGCGAUAGUGGCGCUGCGAUGGAUGUGAAAGACACGAACCUGAGGACCGCAGUACACUACGCGGCCGAAAAUAGUGACAUCCCGACACUGCACGCUUUGCUGAGCAGAGGGGCCAGCGUAAAUAUUAAAGAUCAGUUGGGAUACACACCUGUGAAAAUUGCCGCAAAUCAAGGGAGAGCGGAUAUCGUGGAGCUCAUGAAGGUGCUGAGUACCUCCUCACUAACAUCGAUAGACUCCAGGACCACACAUUCAACCACACACUUAUCUAUUUCACCACAUUUAUAUACUUCGUCAUCGGACGCCCCCACAUAUACGCAUGAAAACGAUGCAAGCACGCAAUCAGGACAAAUGUGCAUCCCACCAGAUCCCGCCGAGCAACGACCAUACCCACCCGUCCCUGCACCUUACGUUCGAACGCCAACCCACGGUAUUAACGGGGUGGCAUCAGGUAUAGCGUCUACAUUGAACUCGGUCGAACCGAGCUCAAAAACAAGGACUGCACAGGAGACACCCCCACAUGCACCCCCAGCGUACGACGACGCUGUGCCCCUCACCGAUGCAAACCAUCGGGCCAUACCAGCCGUACACCACCAUGCCACCGCAGAUGUUACCAACGCCACUUCGAAAGUUGUGAAACAAACGGCAGCGUCCGCUCCCCCACUGUGUGUGGGUAGUGUUGGUGAGCAGCAGGCCCAGCCCCGUUCUGCGAACCAGGAUGGUAGUACACAAAGUACAAAUACAAAGGCAGGGGUAAGAAGUCCUGCAAGUCUACAGGACGGUACUGAGGAGUCACGGAGACAGAGAAUGGACCCUCGGAAUGUGGACGGAGUAGCUGAUAGGCGGCUUGAAUCAUUAGGGAAAGCAGUGGCGGCGGCGGGUGUAUAUAGCGGACCAAGUGCGAAGGCUUGGAAUGAUGAAAUCGCACGCAUGACAAGGUUUUGUGGAGAAUGCGGACAUGCUAAUAAGCGAUUGCUGUUUUGCAUUCAUUGCGGCUAUAAAUUCGGUCCACCCGUUUGAAUGGUGAAUAAAGCGCUUGUAGCGACUAGAAUUGGUUUCGAUUGUCAAAACGUUUCCUAGCCACCUAAGCGUCAGGGUACUUAAACACUCAUCAGUUACUUGUUCAGCGUAUUUAAAACGGUGAGGUAUACGGAUUAUAUAUAUUUAUUCCAUUUAGGCUAGCUCACAGUCAAUCACCGUUGACAGUCUGCAAAUGCUUAAGCUAGUCUUUUCAAUUAUCAUUCUCACAUUUCAGUCGCAGCCUUCAAUGUACGUCGCAUGAGAGACACCAGCUUUUACCUCGCCUACUCGUCCUCAAAAGACUAUAAAAUCGAAACAUACGA
Molecule: messenger RNA, 2659 nt
Organism: Sphaeroforma arctica JP610
Lineage: Eukaryota; Ichthyosporea; Ichthyophonida
Exons: 8
Coding region: 636-2336 (566 amino acids)
Molecular function (GO): protein binding
Source: RefSeq, a predicted model, not a curated record